Molecule: messenger RNA, 2840 nt
Organism: Cyprinus carpio (common carp)
Lineage: Eukaryota; Metazoa; Chordata; Actinopteri; Cypriniformes; Cyprinidae
Gene: rwdd2b
Product: RWD domain containing 2B
Exons: 5
Coding region: 234-1103 (289 amino acids)
Molecular function (GO): protein binding
Source: RefSeq, a predicted model, not a curated record
AAGCAGACGAAGCAGAAGAAGAAGAAGAAGAAAGAAAGAAAGAAAGAAAGAAAGAGAAAGAAAGAAAGAAAGAAAGGAAAAGAAAGAAAGAAAGAAAGAAAAGAACAUUCGGAAUUCUGCUGUCAGUGUCCACAAGAUUAAUCUCGUACGACUUUGAUUGGUGCUGAAUAAGUUUAUGAAUUAACGUUCCACAAGCACACUGGAUUUGAGUUUGAUACACACAUGUUCAAAAUAUGACUUGCUCAGAGGAAGCAGAGGCACAAUUUGCAGAGAUAGAGCUGCUAUUAAGUAUGUUUCCGAGUGAAGAAGAGUUACAAGUGGAUGAGCUUUCCCAUGCUGAGCUCAGGGCUUAUGUGGAGGGCUCCGCUCAUACUCCUCCCAGCAUCAGACCCCAAUUCAACAUCAAGCUGAAGGUGGAGAACCCUGCAGUGAGCAUUACAUUGCUGUGCACUUACCCAACUGACUACCCAAAAGUGUUGCCAGAUAUUGCUGUCAGAUGUUCAGUGCUCACCAGAUCACAGCAGAUGAUGCUUCACUCCAACCUCAACACCUACCUUUCUGAAAACUGCAGUGGGGAUGUAUGUAUUCUUUCUGCUGUGCAGUGGAUCAAUGACAAUGCACAAGCAUAUAUCACAAAAAGUGUCCCUGUCAGCGAUCCCAAGAAGGAAGAUGUUUUGAUGACGUCAAAAGAGAUUUUCACUAGACUCUGGAUCUAUAGCCAUCACAUCUACAAUAAGAUCAAGAGGAAGAACAUUUUGGAAUGGGCAAAGGAGCUGAACCUUUCUGGGUUCAGUAUGCCAGGAAAGCCUGGCAUUGUGUGUGUGGAGGGUCUGCAGUCUGCUUGCAAUGAGUUCUGGGCCAGGGUGAAAGUUUUAACGUGGAAGAGAAUUAUGAUUCGUCACAGAGAGGAUGUCCCUUUUGACAACACCUGGACAGAGGAGAGAACUGACUCUCUCCGCAAGUUCACUGGCUUUCAUGAAGCAAGUUUUGACACUCAUGGGACCAGAGGAAAAAGCAUGGACCUUGGACAGCUCUAUCAGUUCCUUAGUGACAAAGGAUGUUCUAAUAUCUUUCAAAUUUACUUUGGGAUUGAGGGGAGAUGAGUUUGUGUGUGCAUUAUUUCUGUUUUUGCCUUAACAUUUUAGGCUUAAUUUUGAAACAUUAAACCUUUUAAAAGUUUAAACAUUAUAUCAUGAAUGCAGUUAAAUUAACAGACAACCAAUUGUAAAUACAGUUGCAAGCAGUGAUUACCAGGGUUCAGACACUUUAAGGCAUUUGUGGGUGAUUUCCUGGACAGAGAUUAAGCCUAGUUCUAGACUAAAAUGGCCCUUUAAACCAGAUUAAUUGAAAUCUGCUUUCUGUCAUGAUGUUAAUCUUAAAACAUAGUUGAGUCCAGAAUUUAAUAGGCUGAUUUCCUGGAGGAAGAUUAGAGCUACUUCAGGACUAAACUUAAGCUUAAAUUAAACCUACCACGAGGCAGGUUUAACUUGAGAUUAAUGUUGUGUUUUCAGGCUUUAUAUAUCAAAAUUAUUGGCACCCUUGGCAGAUAUGAACAAGGAAGCCUGUGAAAAUAAAUCUGCACUGUUAAUCAUUUUGAUCUUUUAUUAAAAUAAUAAAUCACAAAACCCUAACCUUUGAACGGGGAAAUCUCAUUUUGAAAAAUGUUUUUCUCUAAUACACAUUGGCCACAAUUAAUUAAUUUCUUAUUCAAUACUUUUUGCAAACUCCUUUUGACAAUUUAACAGCUAUGAGUCUGUCCUAUAAUGCCUAAUGAGUUUGGAGAACACCUGAAAAGAGAUCAGAGACCAUUCCUUCAUACAGAAUUACUCCAGACCCUUAAGAUUCCCAGUUCCAUGUUAAUACUCUCUCCUCUUCAGUUUUCUAUAGGGUCAGGGAACUGGGAUGGCCAUGGCAGAACCAUUUUUGUGUUGAUUUUGAUGGUCCUUUUGGAUCAUUGUUCUGUUGGAAGAUCUAACCACAGCCCAUUAUAAGGCCAUUAUGACCCCAAGACUCAACUAUUAUCUGCAGUGAUCCUUGGAGAGUCUUUGGCCACUCAAACUAUCUUCUUCGCGUUACAUUAACGGUCUGACCUGUGCGGGGUUCGGGUCCAAAACUUUGACAAGUGCCCCGGACACGGGUUGGGAUCAGUAUCAGUUGCUUCAGGUCUUGGUUAAUUUAAAAUAAAUGUGCUUUUUGCAAAUGGACCUGAUCCCUUUAACGUACUUCCACAUUGGUGUUGAAAGCAUUUUUGAGAAACGCGUGUAGAAAAGAAACAUAUGUUUGUAACCUAGCACACAGAAAUCCAUCUUAUAGAUAAGAGAUCCAUCAAUCAUUUCUUUUUUGCGUGCACAAUCCCUUCGCUGGAGAUGAGGUAAAUAACAUUGCAGAGCAGCCAAAACUAGCGAAUCCAUGAUUUAUUAGGCUGUUUAUUUAAUUUUUAUCGAGGUAUCACGUUUAAUUUUUCCAAUUCAGUUGUCAAAUUGAAAGCCAAACUCAGAAAUAACUUGUAUCCAUCAGGCAGGCAAUAAUAUAAUGUAAUAAUGAAUUAAAUAAAUGUUAAAUAAAUCAAAGUAAUGGAGAAGUGGCCAAAUCAGUCAGCAUGACACCGGGAUUUGGAUUUUUUUUUUUUUUUUUUUUUAAUUAUCUUGUUUAGUAACAGGGUUUUUUUUGUUUGUUUUUUUGUUUUUUUUUUCAGUCUUUUUUCCACUGCUAUUGUUUACCUUGGAUUUGCUUCUCAGUUCCAUACAAUUUUAAGCUUUUGUUUGUUCAUUCCAUGUUUUAUAGUCAAUCUUUGUCAUGCUUAUUCAGAUUACUGUACUUUAUCUGUGUUUCAGAAAGCC